Molecule: messenger RNA, 5255 nt
Organism: Paramormyrops kingsleyae
Lineage: Eukaryota; Metazoa; Chordata; Actinopteri; Osteoglossiformes; Mormyridae
Product: leucine zipper putative tumor suppressor 3-like
Biological process (GO): regulation of dendritic spine morphogenesis
Cellular component (GO): dendritic spine
Source: RefSeq, a predicted model, not a curated record
CUCGCGCGUGGCGGAGUGGGCGGAGCGGAGGUGGGUGUGUAAGACAGCUGAUACAGUUUCUAUCAUCCGAUUUCAGCUACAGGCAAUAUCGCAGAGAAGCGUCUGAAGCGAUCCAGUGGGGGCUGAGGGCAAAAAACCGAGCUGAUUUUCAUAAUCGCACGCGGACUGACUGUGCACCUGCUGAUAUGUGUGUGUCCGUUGUCUGGCCCAGACCCCCUCCCUGCCAUGGAGUGUGUGGAUUGCAGGCAUCGGCCUGAGGGGGCGGGGUUUACUGCCAUGGGGAGCGUGGGUAGUGGGGUGUCUAGCCAGCAAGAGUUUGCCCUAAGGAGUGUGGGGACGCGAACCCAGAGCAGCCCCCCACAGGGCCCGUGUCACGCCCAGCAGGCCCCGGGAGGGCGUGGCUGCAGUGCAGAGAGACCCCAAGCCCUAGCUGCUCCUGACAGCACUGAACGCACAUCUACAAACACCUGCGAGAGUCACACACCACACAGUGACCGCUGGGCCUCCAAAGACGACCACGCUGUCUCCAGCAGCGACUGUACCGUCUCCAGUGGCAGUCAGCUGGUGACCAACAGCGUGUUUAUGAAUGGGGCGGGGCGCAGAGGAGGCCUGGACAUCUGUGGAAAUAGUGUGGUGCUGAAGAAGAAGAAGAAUGUUAGCCAGCAGGGGGCGCACUGCCGAGAGAGAAGGAGCAAGCCGGAAAACAACAACAACGUCCCGAGGAUGAAACCUGUAUCUAGCAAACAAGAGCAGAGUACUGAUGGUCUAGUCCGGCCCUCUGCCUUUAAACCCGUGGUACCCAGAAGCUUCCACUCCAUGCAGAAUCUGUUAUCUGCCCCACCUGCAGGAGGUGCAGGAGGGGGGCGUGGUGAGGUUUCAGGUGGGGCCCCCUGUGUACCGGGGAGGCAGAGGGAGCAGGAGAGCCCUAGUGGUGGGGCUGAGAACAGCACUGGUCAAAGUGGGCUGUCGGACUCGGGCAGGAACUCGCUGACCAGCCUGCCUACCUAUGCCGGCUCGGCUUCCAGCUGCGGUCCAGCCCACACACUAGGGCCUCUCAGUGCCUCCACCAGCCACAUCAACAAGCUAGGCACAGCCGCCCAGAAUGGCCUCAGUGCGUCUGACAGUGGGCGCUCCUCCUCCUCCUGCUGCCAGCGCCUCAGUCGCCCUGGUGACAGGCCACUCCCCCUGCAGACAUCCCCGCCCUGUGACGACAUCAUCCAGGACCUGGAGGACCGCCUGUGGGAACGAGAGCAGGAGGUACUCCAUAUGCGGCGAAACUUGGACCAGAGUGAGGUGGCGAUUGCGCAGGUGUUUGAGGAGAAGCAGCGCGUUUGGGAGCGUGAGAUGGACGAGCUGAGGCAGAAUUAUGCGGGGCGGCUGCAGCAGGUAUCACGCAAAGCUCUGCGCUCCCAGCAUGCCUUGCAAGCACAGGUCGCCCGUUUGCAGCAGGACAAGCGGCGGCUUCAGGAUGAGAUCACCGCACUGCUUACCCACCGGGAGGAGCUGGAGAGGAGGUGCCUGGAUUACAGAAAACAGCAAGCAGAUAUACUCCCUCGGCUGGAAGAGACCAAGUGGGAGGUAUGUCAGAAGGUUGGGGAGAUCUCCCUGCUGAAACAGCAACUGCGUGAGAGCCAGGGGGAGGUGACGCAGCGCGCGGGAGAGACGGUGGCCCUACGAGCCCAGCUGAAGGAGCUAAGUGCUCAGCUGAAGGAGAGAGAGGAGACGGCACUGAGCCUGAAGGGCUCGUAUAGCAGUAAGAGCCUGCAGCUGGAGCACUGUGAGGGGGAGCUGCAGAGGACCCUCAGGGAGGUAUCUCAGCUGAGGGACAAGCUGGGUACCUUUGAGGCAGAGGUUGAGAGUUUGAAAAGAGCCCUUGGCAAAGUGAACAGAGGGGUGGGGAGGGCCUGGGGGGGGCUACCUUUGACCCCGAGCCCCACAGAGGCAGCCCCUCCUCCACCUUCUUCAGGGGGUGACACCCUCCUGAGUCUGCAGAGUGACGAGGCCAAGGCCCAGCGGCAGUUGGAGGAGGCCGGGGAUCUGCAACGGGAGCUGGAGCGCCUGCAGGGGGCGCUGCGUUUAGAGCGACAGCAGCGAGAGCAGCAGGCCCUCAGCUUUGCUCAGGAGCGCCACAGCUGGCUGGAUGAGAAACAGCGAGUGCUACAGUACCAAGCACAGUUGCAGCUCAGCUAUGUGGAGCUGCUGCAGAGGAACCAGGUGCUGGAACGUCAAGUGAGCCAGCUCGGGACGGAAGGAACCUCACCCCCACCCAUUUCUCCAUCCUUACCUGAGCCACCCACUGACCUCCACAGCCCACCUUCCACCAGUGACACGAAGUCCACUGCCCUGCACCAGCUGACCCCCGCUUGGCCGGCUGCUUCUCGCCUGGAGAGGAUUGAGUCCACAGAGAUCUAGGCCUUUAGCCACCCAGUACGAUAGUGUUUCCACCAUAUCUCCCUCCAAACAAAAAGGAUACAGAACCAGUAAGGGUCUAUAGGAGCAAUAACCAUUAUAACCACACCAAAUCCACAGGAGAACCAAAAUCAAUAUCAGCUUGUUCAGUGUGGGUUUGGGUUAAUAUUACUUGGUUUUUGCUUGUAUCUACUUCAGAAGUUCUUUCCUGACUGGACAUAUCCAGUCAGUGUUUGUGGAAUUCUGAGUAUUUUAAAGCCAGACGCCAAUGUUAAUAAUUUUAACAGCAUAUUAGGACCAUUAGACUGGCAUAUGACUGAACAGCAUUUACCAAAAUCUCCAUGCAAAUCUAGACCUAGCUUUGGAUACAUGCAGACAGAUAACCUUAAUAAACCUUGACGCUUAAAUAUCACGAACAUCUCACCAUAAGCCGUGUACAAUCUCACUGAUAAUCACAUCUGUUUAAUUCCUCCACUCGCCUUCACUGAUUUAGUUUGUGUCUUUGACUUGGAUACAGAUACUCCUUCACUUGAACAUCUCUCAUAGUCAUAUAGCAGGUCAAACUGUAUGUGAAGCAACCAAAAUUCCAGAGAAGGAAAAAGUUACACCAAGCUGACCCAGAUAUUGUAUGCUCUGUAAUCACUACUCUAUGAGAGGGUCUUUGUUAGUAUGAAAAUAGUGACAGGUUUGACAGUCUAAAGUGAAUUAGGAUUGCAUCAUAAUCUUAGACACGAUGAAAGCGAUGCCUGGGAAUAUUAUGAUAUGACCAGUAGAGUUUAUGGAGGCACUGCGAUAGAGCUUUAGUGGGUAAAGGCUAAACAUGGAAAGCAUCUGGGAUGCUGUGGGACCCAAAUUCAUCAGAACUGUCAAUUAAAAACUCCCAACAGGCAGAAAUCUUAAUGGUUGCUUAAAUGAUUAAACAAACCAAGGGAUACUAGAGAAGAUCACAUCUGAAUGUUGUUCCAAAAUAUAAACUUCCAACUGUGCGAUUCAGCAACAUGUAAAAGAAUAGUACAGUAGUGUGUCUUGAAAGCAAGAUUGUGAGUGGAUACUAUGCAUUUGAAUGGGAGGCGGUGCACGUGAAGUGAAGGCGAGGACUGUGGGUGACUGGUGGGGCACAGCACAGGGCUAAGAGGAUGAGAAGAGAUACAAGCAACGAAUAUGGAGGGAUACUUCAAAAGAACUGAAAGACAACAGCUCAGGAUGACUGAUAAACUGAACGUGACUGAUGACAGUAAAUGGUCAUAAAUUCUUAAUAACGUACAUGAACAUUGGAAUGAUGAGUGUGAAGUACAUCACUUCAAAUGAAGGUUUUGUGUUCUCAAUUAUUAAAAAUAGAACAAGAGACUGAAAGAGAGAAAUAGCCACAGGAUGAGAUACAGAUUACUGAUUCUGUCCCUUUCUAAGUAAUAUGGGUCAGACGUGCUGCUAUGUUCAUCUGUUGUGUCCUGUUGUGUUUUUGGUACAAAACUCAAAGGCAGUAUAUUUGGUUGUAAAUACCAUUGUUAUUAAUGAGUACAUGUUUAUUCCAGUAAUGCUACUGUGUGUGAAUAAUUUAAUACCAGUAUUGUGAAAGGACACACUUUAAUUUUUAUUUUUUUAAUUUUAUUAAUAUAUAGAACUUUCACUUCUACUAAUGAACCAAACAUUCAAAACAUGUCUUUUUUUAACAUUAACGUAAUACAUGUAACUCUCGUAGUGUUUGAGAGAAUAAAAUGCUACUACACUUGUAAAAGCUGAUGACCACCAUAAACUCCCUCAGAAGCCCUGGCAACCACAAGUGAACACACACACACACAGCUCUGCUAUGCCUGUUUCUGCGGGGGCUCUCCAUUAAUUUCUAUGGGCGUAACCCUAAUCCCAACGACAGCCGUAAUCAUUACCCAGCCCUAACCUUAAAAUGAACUAAAAGUAACCAAACUAAACUAAAUUCUCCCUUGUGGGGACUGAAGAAAUGUCUCCACAAUGUAGUAUAUACAAACACACACACACCCAGUCCCCCCAAAGAAACCUUGCAAAUCACGCACUAAUUCAGUGAUAAACCCUUGUCACUACCAGUCAACAUAGCUUCUUUACAAUAACAUAACAAAUGCAGUAUUUUUAAUAAUUGAUAAUUGUGAUGAUCAAUGUAUUUCUAAUUUCCUACCAAAAAAGUUAGCGCAUCUAAAUGAUUUAUUUCAAAGUCAUUUAGUUUUCUCAACUAUAAAACUGCUUUAAAUAUUCUCAUAAUCUGACGUUUGGUCACACCAUUAAUGUAUUAAUGUGAGAAGGUGCAUGAAUUCAGUAAUAAACUGAAUAUACAUGUAACUUUUACUUGAAAGUUAACAGGACAGAUAUUGUGAAAAGCUUAUCAAUUAUCAUCAUAAAUCAACCCUCAAAAAAAGAAGGAAAGAAAUUCUUUUAAUCAUGGAUCUAAUCGAUGCUGGACUGGGAUUAAAAAUUGCCCACGGCAUUUUUUAGGGGGGGGCAUGUACGGGACUAUUUUUCGUAGGGUAAGACAGUCUUCUCUAAAUGUAAAUAAACGAAGAUAAAGUCCGUUUAAAUCUUACAAGUUAUCCGUUUACGCAAGAAAUAUUAGCUGCUUCGCGAUACAGGCCCCUGACUUAGAUAACGCGUAUGUAUUAUGUUAGCUUUCUUCAAGUUAAAUUUAGAAUAAAACAGCAGACUGUAAACCAUUAUCAUGAGAAAAUUAUAAGUUAGUAAGGGCAUUUCAUUAUAUAGUUAUUUCUUGAACUAGCAAGCUGAUCUUACAAACACUUGAAACAGGUGCCGCUUUUGCGUGUUUGCGUACAUUUUAACGUGUGAACUAUCGGUUCAGCCCGUAUAAUAAAGUGACUUCAACCUCU